This is a messenger RNA of Pistacia vera, 375 nucleotides long. RefSeq names its product cysteine-rich receptor-like protein kinase 21. NCBI's taxonomy places the organism in Eukaryota, Viridiplantae, Streptophyta, Magnoliopsida, Sapindales, Anacardiaceae. Gene Ontology annotation, biological process: protein phosphorylation. The transcript is spliced from 2 exons. Gene Ontology annotation, molecular function: protein kinase activity; ATP binding. The record is from RefSeq and is a predicted model, not a curated record. Bases 1 to 375 code for a protein of 124 amino acids.
AUGAUUAAUUUCGAUGCAGACCCCAUCAGGCAAUUUGUUUUGGAUUGGGAAAAACGUGUACAUAUCAUUGAAGCAGUUACACAAGCGCUUUUAUAUCUCAAAGAAUACUCAAGAUUGACUAUUAUUCAUCAAGAUUUAAAAGCUAGUAAUGUCUUGUUAGAAGGAAAUAUGAAGCCAAAAAUAUCAUACUUUGGCAUGGCUAGAAUAUUUGCUAAAGAUGAUCUUGAAGCAAACACAAGCCGUAUUGUAGGAACAAUUAGUUAUGUUCCUCCUGAGUAUGCUAGAAGAGGCAUAUACUCUACCAAAUUAGAUGUUUAUAGUUUUGGGGUUCUACUUCUACAGAUCAUAAGUGGCAAAAGGAUUUCCCUUUUAUAA